Messenger RNA from Nematostella vectensis (starlet sea anemone), 1305 nucleotides. RefSeq names its product dynein light chain Tctex-type 5-A. Gene Ontology annotation, cellular component: cytoplasmic dynein complex; cytoplasm. Gene Ontology annotation, biological process: microtubule-based movement. The record is from RefSeq and is a predicted model, not a curated record. Gene Ontology annotation, molecular function: dynein intermediate chain binding. The coding region runs from base 309 to 959 and encodes 216 amino acids. The transcript has a single exon. NCBI's taxonomy places the organism in Eukaryota, Metazoa, Cnidaria, Anthozoa, Actiniaria, Edwardsiidae.
GUAAACAUUUCAGGGUAUUGAUGUGAGUUAUUAGUGUAUAUCUAGCGUAAUAUAACCUUGGCAACGGAAACGUCUGACGCGAAGAUAUUCAAGAAAGGGUCAAAUCUUAUUGAAGAAUUUAACACUAUUGUAAGCAGUACAUAUGACUUUCUGAAGGAAGUUCUUGAAAACAUCUAGUCCGACUUACUUAUACGCGGCGCACUCAAGUUUGAAAUUUUAGAACAAUCACAAGAAACCACCAAAUCACUAGAAAGUUUGAUCUCUUGACGAUAACAGUACCGGGCAUUGUACUCAAACAAAGAAAAAACAUGGAAACCCCACGAGUUAUGCUUAGUAAAGCUGGAAACCCGACGAUUGGGUUCGACUCGCCUCGACGAGCCUCAAGUAUCUCCGCCACCUCUGACGAAAGACGGCGUAGCUCUACAUCCCAACACCCGAUAGUGGCCGCUCAGGCACUCGGUUCGGGAGACACGAGGAAGCCCUCUGUGGUAGUUCCAUACUUUCAGGCUUCAGCAAGACGGGUAUCGCAGUUCAAUGCUCCGAGAUUCAACACAGAGGUUACUGAAUACCUCGGUAGUAAAGCAAAGGCCGCCGCAGAUGCUAAAGUUUUACCAACAUACAAAACAGAGCCCGACCGAAGAUUUGUACCACAUGUUGUGAAAAGAGUUAUGGAUAGUGCGUUGGAAGAGGCUCUGGAAGGUAUGGAGCAUUAUGAAUCGGCCAAAUGCCGUGCACUGACCACAAGUGUGUGUGAGGACAUCAAACAAAAAGUCAAGUUUCUGAAUUAUGAUCGUUACAAGCUUGUAUGUGUGGUGUAUUUUGGUUCAGUGAAAGGCCAAGAAAUGCGGGUGGCUAGCCGAUGCCUCUGGAAUCAUAACUUUGACACGUUCGCUUCUUCGAGCGUCACAAAAGGGGAUAUAUUUGCGGUGGCAAUGAUGUAUGGAAUUUACAAAGAGUAAAAUAGCGCCAUGCAUUUAUAUCACCAAUACUAGUAUCGCCAACACCACCACAAUCAUCACCUCCAUUAUUAUCACCAUCAUUAUCACCACUACCACCAUUAUCAUCAUUAUCACAACAAUAGAAACAAAGCGGCGAACAGCAAUAUACGAAACAUCACCGUAUUAUAUAUAUUUAGGCCUAAAGCGGAGCCAUCGUUUUAGAGAUAAUGUAAUUUUGUUAUUCUGAAACUCUAAAUGCUGUGCUAUAAAAGAUGGGUUGAGUUUCUUUUAGAAUCAGCAGCAAGAAGAUUCAUAACAAUGAUUUAAUUUAAGCAUAUUCCAACAUUAAACAUUAAAUAAAAUGCUA